UAUACCGGCCCCCCUUGCUGUAUUCUGAUGCAGCUGCUUCUGGCCGGCAGACUUCUAUCUUGACAGGUUCGGAGCAGAAGUUGAUCUCAUAUUUCAGUGAUGCCCUGUGGCAUUGCUAUUUGCUAUUGGCAACCCUAGAUGGUGGCAUGCUUGCGCCACUGCUCUUCAAGUUGAAAAGUUUUUAUCUUAUCGGGCUGGAGCAGAACCUAAUUUCUUUUAGUUACCUCCCUGCGCCCUGUGCCCAGGGGGCCUGUAUCAUAUCAUGCUAGUGUUGACACUCCUGGGAUUGACGGAGACGAAUGCACUCUUUGGCUGUCUAUUUACCUUCUGUCCAUUCUGCAAUAUAAAAUGGCCCCUCUUUAGCUGGCUUUCCCUCCAGCAAUCUGCUACAUCAUCAACUGUAUUACAUACCAGCUUAACCGCACUCAUAACCACCAUCAUGUACAACAACAACACUGAGCAAUGCAACUGCACCUCCAACUGCAACUGCCAAGUUGGUUCCUGCAGCUGCGUUAAGAACUAAACACCACGCGCAAGUGCACUUGCCUUGCCGUAUAUAUAAACACAAAU
Messenger RNA from Suillus bovinus, 570 nucleotides. RefSeq lists its product as uncharacterized. Lineage: Eukaryota; Fungi; Basidiomycota; Agaricomycetes; Boletales; Suillaceae. The transcript is spliced from 4 exons. Bases 263 to 523 code for a protein of 86 amino acids. The record is from RefSeq and is a predicted model, not a curated record.